AUGCUGUUUCUGCAUCUUGCAUUACUAGCUGCUCUCUCAGGUGGUGGCAGUGCAGACGCAGUCCAGGAAUACACCUCAUUCUAUUUGAUCCAGAUCUCAUCCUUUGCCAACCAGUCCUGGUCACGGAAUCAGGGCUCUGGUUGGCUGGAUGAGUUGCAGACUCAUGGCUGGGAGAGUGAAGCAGGCAAAAUAAUUUUCCUGCGCCCAUGGUCUAAGGGCAACUUCAGCAAUGAGGAGUUGACACAGCUGAACAUGCUAUUCCAUGUCUAUUUGAUUGGAGUAAAUCGGGAGAUUCAAGACUAUGCCAGUCAACUGCAGUUUGAAUACCCCUUUGAGUUACAGAUGAGAGCUGGCUGUGAGCUGCGUUCUAGGGACACCAUAGAAGGCUUCUUCCAGGUAGCCUUUCAAGGAUCAGAUUUCCUGAGUUUCCAAAGCAUGUCAUGGGUGCCGGCUCCAGAGACUGAGGGAAGGGCCCAGAGAGCCUGUAAUCUCCUCAAUCAGUAUGAAGGCAUCAAGGAAACGGUGCAUAAGCUCAUAGGAAACACCUGCUCCCGAUUUCUCUUGGGUCUUCUCGAUGCAGGGAAGAUGUAUCUCCAGAGACAAGUGAAACCCGAGGCCUGGCUGUCCAGUAGCCCCAUCCUUGGGUCUGAUCAGCUGUUGCUGGUUUGUCACGUCUCUGGCUACUACCCAAAGCCUAUCUGGGUGAUGUGGAUGCGGGGUGAACAGGAGCAGUCAGACACUCAGCAAGGUGACAUCCUGCCCAGUGUUGACGGGACCUGGUACCUUCGCGCGAUCCUGCACGUGGCGGCCGAGGAGGCAGCUGGCCUGUCUUGUCGGGUGAGGCACAGCAGUCUAGGAGACCAGGACAUCAUUCUCUACUGGGGACAUCACUUCCCCAUGAACUUGAUCGCCUUGGCAGUGAUUGCUCCUCUAGUGCUUCUAAUGGUCCUUGCAUUAUGGGUUAAAAAGCACUGGUGA
Molecule: messenger RNA, 978 nt
Organism: Vicugna pacos (alpaca)
Lineage: Eukaryota; Metazoa; Chordata; Mammalia; Artiodactyla; Camelidae
Source: RefSeq, a predicted model, not a curated record